GAUUGAAUCGAUUCUUACUUUCGAUGAUAAACUUUUGAGGUUAUGUUUUGAUUUUCCUAGCAUGCUUGACAGCAAGGUGUGUCAUUAUCUAUUAUUAUUACUUGUAAAAUCAGAGUACCGUGAAUACGUGCUAUAAUAUUUAGUUUAUGUUGGUUCUGAAAGAUGACUGAGAUCAAGGAAGAAGACUGGUUCCUUCCAGAACAGAAAUACGAAUAUCUGGAUCACACCGCUGAUAUGCAAAUCCACUCAUGGGGUAACACAGUUGAAGAAGCGUUCGAACAGUGUGCGAACGGCCUGUUCGGUUGUAUGACAGAGAUAGAGUAUGUGGAGAUGGCCGAAACACAGGAGAUUGAAGCCGAGGGUCAUGACAUGCUCUCUCUCUUGUUUCACUUUCUAGACGAAUUUCUGUCUCUUUUCAGUGCCGAGCCUUAUUUCAUUGCUAGGAAAGUGAAGAUCCUAGAAUUCGACAAAGAACAGUUCAGGAUAAAGGCUAUAGGGUUUGGAGAGCAGUUUACAAUCGGAAAACAUCCACAGAGAUCUGAGGUGAAGGCAAUCACAUACUCUAACAUGCAAGUUAAUAAAACCGAUGACGGACUCACCCAUAUUCAUGUAAUUGUUGACAUUUAAAUAAUAAUUUUAUUAUAAAACA
Messenger RNA from Nilaparvata lugens (brown planthopper), 649 nucleotides. RefSeq names its product protein archease-like. The record is from RefSeq and is a predicted model, not a curated record. Gene Ontology annotation, cellular component: tRNA-splicing ligase complex. The transcript has 4 exons. NCBI's taxonomy places the organism in Eukaryota, Metazoa, Arthropoda, Insecta, Hemiptera, Delphacidae. Gene Ontology annotation, biological process: tRNA splicing, via endonucleolytic cleavage and ligation. The coding region runs from base 163 to 627 and encodes 154 amino acids.